Molecule: messenger RNA, 4918 nt
Organism: Phycodurus eques (leafy seadragon)
Lineage: Eukaryota; Metazoa; Chordata; Actinopteri; Syngnathiformes; Syngnathidae
Gene: klhl17
Product: kelch-like family member 17
Exons: 12
Coding region: 936-2711 (591 amino acids)
Molecular function (GO): protein binding
Source: RefSeq, a predicted model, not a curated record
UUGCGACCAUGUUGAGAGGGUCGACGUACCCAUCAAUCGCAACGCAUGGACAUUGGGAAAUUAGGCGUAAUUUGUUCAUUUUCAACCGAUUUUUACGAGGUAUAUUUUUUUGUCAACACCAAAGUGGGUGCCAACAAUAUAGAACAUUGAUUUUUUUGUUACAUUUGUAAGGUUAUUUCCAUUUCCCUUGUUGUGGUUUUACGGGGUUGUAUGAAGCACUAUGUGUCUGUAUCCGUGUUUUUUGCGUUUUCGUGCUACUUUAUAUACAUGGGAUGCACGACUUUGCCCCUCCUAGCUUAAGCGUCGCCGAAGGCACGCAAAUAUAAGGAGGAUAUAUCAACUUAAUAAUAUUGUUGAUGAGAAAUUAGGAACUGACCAAUCAUGGUCGGGUCUUUCGCGCAAGCGCAGUCGUAUCAUCCAAAAUCACUUCCGGACUCACAGUCGGAGGAGCACUCACUUAAGGUCGCUUAUCUCAUUUGUAAUUAUAUAACGAGCCUCGCGAACCGACAUUUAAUGUGCAUUUUCGAUUUAUUACAAAUAUUUAGUGUAAAUACAUCUUACUUGUUGUGCAAUCUUAACCUCAUCGAGAAUAAUAAUAGUUCUCCACUCUGAGCCGCAUUCACGCUUUUAAAGGGACAGUCGUCGUACCCCCUUAACAGUUUUUAGCGUCCAUACAUUUUUUUUGUGUGCAUUGACGUCAAUCGUAUACGAGACACGAAAAACUGCUUUUUCUUUAACAUUUCCUUUGCUUGAGACGAAUAUGGACAGAUAGCCCCAUCGCUGGAGCCGAUUUGCGAACCUUCCUGACUGCGACAGCUGCAGGCUCAUCUUCCAUCAUUUCGGGAAAGACACGAAUUGCAAAUAUAACCGCAACAAAGCUACCGUUGCCCAGAGUGCGGCACAGGCACGAGCCGGCGGCCGCCCCACCCGGCGCCAUGAUGGAAGGAGGCAUGCAGCUGCUGAACCGCGACGGCCACAGCAUCUCGCACAACUCCAAGCGCCACUACCACGACUCCUUCGUGUCCAUGAACAGGAUGCGACAGCGUGGGCUGCUCUGCGAUAUUGUGCUCCACGUCUCCAGCAAAGAGAUCAAGGCGCACAAAGUGGUGCUGGCUUCAUGCAGCCCGUACUUCCACGCUAUGUUUACCAAUGAGAUGUCAGAGAGUCGUCAGACCCAUGUGACGCUACAUGAUAUCGACCCCCAGGCAUUGGAGCAGCUCAUUCAGUACACCUACACGGCGGAGAUCGUGGUCGGGGAGGGUAACGUUCAGACGUUGCUUCCGGCAGCGAGCCUGCUGCAACUCAACGGGGUGCGAGACGCCUGCUGCAAGUUCCUCCUCAGCCAGCUGGACCCCUCCAACUGUCUGGGCAUCCGAGGCUUCGCCGACACGCACUCCUGCAGCGACCUUCUCAAGUCGGCGCACAAGUACGUCCUGCAGCACUUUGUUGAGGUGUCCAAGACGGAGGAGUUCAUGCUGCUUCCGCUGAAACAGGUCCUGGAUCUGAUUUCCAGUGACAACGUGAACGUACCAUCUGAAGAGGAAGUGUACCGGGCCGUGCUGAGCUGGGUGAAGCAUGACAUCGACGGCCGCCGCCCACAUGUUCCAUGGUUGAUGAAGAGCGUGCGGCUGCCGCUGCUGAGGCGAGACUUCCUCAUGAGCAACGUGGACACGGAGCUGCUAGUGCGUCACCACUCCGAGUGCAAGGACCUACUAAUCGAGGCGCUCAAGUAUCACCUGAUGCCCGAGCAGAGAGGCGUGCUGAGCAACAGCAGGACACGACCUCGCCGCUGCGAGGGCGCCAGUCCCGUGCUCUUUGCUGUUGGUGGGGGAAGUCUGUUCGCCAUUCACGGAGACUGCGAAGCAUACGAUACCAGGACGGACCGCUGGCACAUGGUGGCGUCAAUGUCCACUCGGCGGGCCCGGGUGGGCGUGGCAGCCAUUGGGAACAGACUGUAUGCUGUUGGCGGGUAUGAUGGGACCUCAGACCUGGCAACUGUGGAGUCAUAUGACCCCAUCGCUAACUCCUGGCAGCCUGAGGUUUCCAUGGGAACGCGACGGAGCUGUUUGGGUGUGGCGGUCUUGCAUGGAUUGUUGUAUGCGGCUGGGGGUUAUGAUGGAGCUUCCUGUCUAAAUAGUGCAGAGCGAUUUGACCCUCUGACCAGCACGUGGACCUCGAUCGCUGCCAUGAGCACGCGCAGGAGAUACGUUCGAGUCGCAACUCUAGAUGGCACCUUGUAUGCGGUGGGUGGUUACGACAGCUCUUCACAUCUUGCAACAGUGGAGAAGUACGAUCCUCAGAGCAACACGUGGACACCCAUUGCCAACAUGCUGAGUCGACGCAGCAGUGCCGGUGUGGCCGUCCUGGACGGCAUGCUGUAUGUGGCGGGAGGUAAUGACGGCACCAGCUGCCUCAACUCUGUGGAAAGGUUCAACCCCAAGACCAACACCUGGGAGGGAGUGUCUGCCAUGAACAUCCGCAGGAGCACUCACGACUUGGUGGCUAUGGAUGGCUGGCUGUACGCCGUGGGAGGUAACGACGGCAGCUCCAGUCUCAACUCCAUUGAGAAGUACAACCCGCGCAGCAACAAGUGGGUGGCGGCCUCCUGCAUGUUCACGCGCCGCAGCAGCGUGGGCGUGGCUGUGCUGGAGCUGCUCAACUUCCCGCCGCCGUCCUCGCCCACUCUCUCGGUGUCCUCCACUAGCCUUUGACACGGGGUCAUCGCUUGGCUGAGCUCAGCCUCCGCUGCUACACCCCAGACCGGCUCUGGGAAGAGACGUAACUCCUCGGUUUGAGGAGGAGCGGGAGGAGGAUGAAGAUGAGGAGAAGGGACGGGUGUGAAUGAGGCUCUUGGCCGUUAUUGAUGGCACUUUUAGUACGGCUUGGCCAGCAAAAAUAUCGUCGAAAUAUGAAUUAGGACAGAUUUGCACUGAAUUAGAAAAGUCUAUUUUGUACGAUGAAAUUGAACAGUUUGCCUCACUGUCCGGCUGCCCUAUUCACAUCCAAGCUCUCUCUCUCUCUCUCUCUCUCUCGCUCGCUCUCCUCAAGAGUAUAAACAUAUUCCAAAUGAAGAUUGACCAGCCUUUGCUCAAAUCACACUUUAUUUGCCAACACCUCAAAAUGUGGUGUUCGCAGUCUCACAAGAGACGCUAAAUUAAAAUGACAAUGUAGCACAUUGGGUGACUGUAACAAACCGUGCAUGUUGAAUCCACAACGGCUGGCAUCGACUCCCAAAGAGGGAGGCUAAAAGGAGGUAGUGCUGCAAAUAUCACGCUAGGUGGCAGCAACGUGCAAUGUUAUCCCCCACACCCUAAACGCACACUGUGAGACUGCAUGGACACAACAACACAGGACCAGCCAAGCCCUAGCGCCUAAAUGAAUUCCAAAAAAACAAAAAAAGAAUUUUGAGGACUUUUAAACUAUUUAUAAAGAUGUGUAAAUGUUAAUGUUUAACUGUAAGAUGUUAAGAGAAGGAAACAGAUGAGAUACCUAUUUAAGAGUGUUUGAAUAUAUUUAUUUAUAUGUGACGUGUACACUUGUCAACGGACAUAAUGAAGUGCGAGAGGUUGCGUUCAGAGCGUAUCGUAAAUUAGUUUUGCAGAAUUCCUUUUGUUGCCAUGAGGGAUGAGCAUGUUGACUACUUUAAUGGAUGAUGGGUAAAAUUAGCAAUAAGGUAAUGUUGUUUUUAUGCAUAUUAUAAACGGAUAGUACGAACCCCAGUGCCAAUGAAGUCGGGACGUUGUGUACAAUGUAAAUAGAAACAGAAUAUAAUGAUUUGCAAAUUAUUUUCGACCUCUAUUCAAUUGAAUACACUACAAAGAACAUUAAAUAUCUUGUCUUUGUGGUGUAUUCAAUUGAAAAUGGGUUUGCGAAUCAUGGUAUUCCAUUUUCGUUAUGUUUUACACAACGUCCCAACUUCAUUGGAAUUGGCGUUUGUAAAAUCUCCGUUUCAAUGCUCGUGUCAUAUUGAGCAGAAAAAGGAUGCUCGGAGGAGUUUGUUUGUCAUUGUCUGGCCGUAGCUCAAUUUUCCGACGUUGAAGUCAAACGUCUUUCGACUUCAAACUCGUGGAGACCUACUCAACGGUGCCUCUGCCGGUUGCGGCAAAAUGGUGCAUUCAUUUUGGCCUCAUUGGCUUGGAGAAACAAUUGAUGCUAAAUAAAUCAUACACGAGCGACAAUAAAUGGAUAUGUCUAGUUUCCAUGAUUUUCUCUACUGCCACGUGUAUGAUGAUCAUGUGACUUAAAUACCACAAGGGCACGCAGAGGACGUCUUCAUUCAAUGAAAUGAAAUGACAGCAGCAUGCAAAAAUGAGUUGUAGCACUAAAGUAUAAUGCAACUGAUGCCCUCCACUUAUUUCCCGUCAUGUAUUUUACAUUCCCCCUUGGUAGAAUCAACCCAACUCCUGUUAAUUACUGGUACAAAGUAUGGAUGUGUAUCAUCACCCUAACAUUUCUUGUGUGGAUUUACUUUUUAAGUGCCAGUAUUGGACUUGCAUCAUCUAGAUGGAACUUACAUUGUGGCUCAUAUUAUUAUUGCAAAUUAUUAGGAGACUUUGCCCUUUUUCUUGUUUUGUAUCAACUUCGGUUUCUACCUCAUUUUUCAAUUGUUGUCCGAGAGGACCCAUUCCAAUCAACCGGCACAGGUCUAAUGGGGAUGCUGUUAGUGUUUAAAUCCACCAGGGGUGAGCUAAAGGCCGCAUGGCAGGGACUUCCAAAUGUAAAUAGGAAGAAAGCUCAAUGUUGUUCGAUGUGAACGUGACUGUAGCUCCUUUUUUAAGUUUGUGCUUUGCUUGUAUGUGGUGAAUGUCGAUUUAUUUGAACUUUAAAAUAUUGCAUUUUGCACGAUUGCAAAUGGAGCGAUUACAACAAAGAAAUAAAGAUGUUGAAAAUGUGACACAAGCUUAAGACAAGACCUAAU